This is a messenger RNA of Paramecium tetraurelia, 946 nucleotides long. RefSeq lists its product as uncharacterized. The record is from RefSeq and is a predicted model, not a curated record. Lineage: Eukaryota; Ciliophora; Oligohymenophorea; Peniculida; Parameciidae. The transcript is spliced from 6 exons.
AUGGCUGGAGAGAAAAUUUCAGGAUAGGGGAAACGCAAGUGCUAACCAAGAUGUCAAGAGCAUUAGUUUAAUCUCAAUCCAAAAAAUUAAAAGUGUUGGUUUAAGUCACCCACUAACAUAGAUUUCUGUCCCUUGUACAACGAUGCUCUGGCCUGUUUUGAAAAUAUCGUUCCAGUCUUUAAUUAAGAUGAACAACAAUGUUUGCCCGGUUUCAUUUUAGAAGUGGACAGAAAUGACUACUUGAGGAGCAUGCAAAAAUACAAAGAAGAUCAUCAAAGAAAGAUCCAAGAAUAUACGAUGAAGAAGACCAAAUUGUAAAUUCCAAAACCCGGCCGCAAGCAUAGGUAUUGUGGAGUGUGUCGUAAACCUUAUUAAGAUUAUUUGGAACAUAUAAAAUCUUCGGAUCACAUAAAUUGCUUUAACAGACAUGAUUUUGUCCAUGUGAUACUCAAAAUAAUAGAUGAAGAUUAUAAAUCAAGAGAUGAAAAUAAAAAUUAAAACGAUUCCAGCACUUACCCUGCCAAAGUCGUGAUGCCUAAAAAAAGGGGUCCAAAGCCAAAAGUUCAAGUGGAACAAGGAGAACCUAAAAAGAGAGGAAGAAAACCUCUUGAACCUCAGCCCGCAAAGCGAAUUAAAACCCAACAAAUGAGGGAAGUUAUGAUCCCAGUUAGACAAUAACAACCUCAUCCUCCUCCACCUCCACAGCCAUUCUUUCCUUAGCCAUACUACUUUCAAUACCAUCCUUUGAAUUAGAUGAUUCAAUAUGGGGCAUUGCAAAUACCACCACAAUUUCGUGUUGGUUUCCCGUUCCAAAUGCCAGUUGUCUCAGAUAUGUAAAUGGAAAUGAAAUGCGAAGAUAUGAAUGGCAAAAUAGAGGAUCGUCCUCAAUUUGAUUGAAUAUUAUAAUAAUUAUUAUAUUUCAACACCUAAAUAAAACCAUCCUAAA